Capsicum annuum is the source of this 1589-nucleotide messenger RNA. RefSeq names its product lipid phosphate phosphatase 2. The record is from RefSeq and is a predicted model, not a curated record. Bases 412 to 1380 code for a protein of 322 amino acids. NCBI's taxonomy places the organism in Eukaryota, Viridiplantae, Streptophyta, Magnoliopsida, Solanales, Solanaceae. Gene Ontology annotation, biological process: phospholipid metabolic process. The transcript is spliced from 9 exons. Gene Ontology annotation, molecular function: phosphatidate phosphatase activity.
UGGUACCUGCAUUGGAGCCGACUAAUCCAGAUUCGCGCGUAGUAGAUCCCACUUGGGGAAAGCCUUCUAGCCAGGGCUCAAACCGAGACCUCUGGUUAAGGAAGGAACAACGUCAUCCGCUACACAACAUCCUUUGAUGGCUCUUCUUUCUUGCCUUAUCUUCUGCCAUCGCUUAAUGAUUGAAACUUUAACUUGUGGGGGACUCAUUUAUAACUAUUCUUAUGCUAUAUUACUCAGUCUUGUUAACAUAUCUAGAAGGAUUUUUUUUCCUAAUAAAUAGUGGGGGUUUCGGUUUCUGCUUUGAUAUGUGUUGCCUGAACUAAGGGUCUUUCGGAAAUAGCCUAUCUACCUCCAUGAGGUAGGGAUAAGGUCUCAAGAUUCUUUGUGAAUUGAAGUGUCAGCGGUGCUUACAUGGCUUGGAAAGAUAAGAUUCGGACUGUGUUUCAGGGUAAUAGAAAUGAGAUUGAGCUCGGAUGCGGACAUACUAUUAAGUCUCAUGGGUCGUCCGUUGCAAGAAUUCACAUGCAUGACUGGCUUAUAUUGCUGCUGCUUGUAGUAAUAGAGAUAGUCCUUUAUGUCAUCGGUCCAUUUUACCGGUAUGUUGGAAAGGAUAUGAUGACUGAUCUGAGAUAUCCUAUGAAGGAUAAUACGGUCCCAGUGUGGUCUGUUCCUCUAUAUGCAGUUGUAUUGCCUAUUAUCAUCUUUGUUUUCAUCUAUCUUCGGAGGAGGGACGUCUAUGAUCUGCAUCACAGCAUUCUAGGCCUCUUAUUUGCCGUACUAAUUACGGCUGUAAUCACGGAUGCAAUCAAGAAUGCAGUAGGUCGUCCCCGGCCAGACUUUUUCUGGCGUUGCUUUCCUGAUGGUAAAGAUGAGUAUGAUCGGUGGGGAAACGUGAAAUGCCAUGGUAAAGAAAGUGAUAUUAAGGAAGGACAUAAGAGCUUCCCAAGUGGACAUACCUCAUGGUCAUUUGCUGGUCUCGGGUUUCUAUCGUUGUAUUUAGCAGGGAAGAUAAAAGCAUUUGAUCGCCGAGGGCAUGUGGCAAAACUAUGCAUAGUUCUUCUUCCUCUCCUAAUGGCAUCUCUUGUCGGUGUCUCACGUGUGGAUGACUACUGGCAUCACUGGCAAGAUGUGUUCACUGGCGGAAUGAUAGGCCUUUUCGUUGCAACAUUCUGUUACCUGCAGUUCUUCCCAGCUCCAUACCAUACUGAAGGAUGGGGACCAUAUGCAUAUUUCCGGGCAGUGGAGGAGGUUCGCAGUAGCAGACAAAUCGUCCACCCUACUAACGGAGGAUUAGAAUUAGAUCAACCCGAGGUACAACGGAAUCAGCAGUCUAGUACAGCUACCAAUCCUUUUGAGGAUGUCGAGUUUGGCAGAAUGUGAGACAUCAUAAGACACUGUAAACUUAUGUUUUAUCUUUGUUCAAAGUGUUAAAACUAGCUCAGUUUGUUAUUUUCUUGUGAAUAUUUUUAAGGUUGUUUUUGUUAUAUGUCAAGUAUUUUAGCUUAGGGACCUAUUUGAUUACUGAAAUUGUUUAAUCAGUUUAGUUUUUGUGUGUAAAUUGUUGCAUAAUUAGUUCAAUUGGCUGAUGA